AUGAACAAAAGAGACCAACCCAGGUCGUCGAGUGAGCGUGGGAUGUUGUUUGGUGGUGUUUCUGAGAAGUCAGCGGAGAUCACCAUUUUCAUCGGAUGUGAACAGGACCCUCAGCUGCAGGGGCAUGUAAUUAUACGCAAUGAUGCGACGACCGAGGAGCUUGAAGUUGCUAUUGCAAACCACAUUCGUCUCCCUCUCCCUUCCUUCUUCAUCACCUGGAAUUCCCAGCGCCUCAGCCGACUAGCUCCCCUCUCCUCCCAGGGCAUUGUGUCUUUCAGCACCGUCCAUGUCUUUCCCAUCAAGGCAAUGCAAGACAAGCAUAAAGCCGACCAGGAGAAGAAUAAAAAAGAUAAAGCGGCCCGGUACUAUGUGGGUCGUGAUGGCAGCGUUAAGGUCCGACGACGUGAUCGUCAAAAGGCUAUGGAAGAACGAUUAAGAAAGUCGGAUGGGGACCAGGAUGAAGAGGGGAAGAAGGGGCUCCCUGGUUUUAGGCAGUUCUGCAACGCCAUGGGUGUCAGCGACGAACCCCGCCCUCGCUCAUCGGAUCCCUUUAGGCCACCACACUUGUCCUCCAACAAGAAAAGACCACGACCAGCGGAUCAUGACGACUUUCUUUUCAUGGGGCACGAGCCGGUAGAAUCCCAUGUGUCUCGUCAUACGGAGGUCACGUCUGUGGUGCCUCCAGCGAAGAGGGAGGCAGAUGGAUGCAGGGGCCCUCUCACCUUGCCUUCGCGGCACCUUCACCCCGAGACAGUCUCGUCCUUCCCAGGCGUCUCCUCUGCUUUGCCUGUCUUUCCCAGGGUAUCACCAGGGUACAUUAUCCAGCCCAACAAUCAUCUCCCUUCGCCCCCUCGUGACGAUUCCGCCACCAGGCGGCAAGUCGAUGUCUUUUCCGACUUCGAUGAUAGCCAGUGCGAACUACGCGACUAUGACCCUCCCUCUUAUGUACAGAGAGAAGAGGGCAUGGUACCUCUUACCAGAACUUCCACACCUUACCAUUAUUCAUCGGCCCAAGUACGCCUAUCGCGCGAGAGAGUAUUUCAUUCACCCUCGCUCUAUUCUACUCCUUCACCUUCCGAUCCGCCAAUACACAUCACACCACCCUCUCCGGUAAAUCCUCCUCCAUCCCCGGUGUAUAAACCACCCUCACCGGUCUACGAAUCCCUCUCGCAACCUCCCAUAUCGAGAUCUUCUUCAUCACUCGUUCCCGUGCCCGUACGUCGAUCAGUAUUCCCCCGAAUCGAUCAUCGCACCAGUGAUAGACCUUCCUCCCCUCGCGUGCUUCCAGACAGGCCUGUGACGUUCUGCAGAGAAGACAGGAGUUAUCCUCCCACCGAGUGGUCUCAUGUUUCCUCUCUCCCAUUGCGUUCUGGUGAGCGCCCAAGACUGCCACAUGGCGUCUAUCCCACAGCGAGAGAUGGAAGGAGGAGCAACUUUCCAAUAUCUCCUCCCCGAUCUUCCUCUGCCGAUACCGUUGAUCGAUACCGAACAAGGGACGAAAGGUAUGACCUGCUCCCCUUACGCUCCAUAUCCGGUCUUUUUCCUCCGGCAGAAUGGGGUAGAUUCUGGCAAGUGUGUACGCUCGGCUCUAGCUCUCGCUCGCAUGAGGAGUUGGAGGCGACUACAGGGUGGCAGUCUGGCAAGGGUCGAGGACACUAG
Molecule: messenger RNA, 1659 nt
Organism: Cryptococcus wingfieldii CBS 7118
Lineage: Eukaryota; Fungi; Basidiomycota; Tremellomycetes; Tremellales; Cryptococcaceae
Exons: 3
Coding region: 1-1659 (552 amino acids)
Source: RefSeq, a predicted model, not a curated record